AAUAAAUUGAAAUUGUGAAAAAAUAAGAAAUGAAACCAAAAAAUAUUUAUUAAAAAAGUAAGUGAUAUAAUUAAAGGAACUAAUCAAUUAAUUGAAAGAAAGAAAAAAAAGUGUUAUUGUGUUACAAAAAAGUGAGAGCUUAAUUAAUUGCCAACGCAUAUCAAAUGAAUUAAAAGAAAAAUAGGUGAAGCCGGAAACUACAUUGACAAAUAAAGUGAUAAGACAUUGAAAGGAUCUCAAAAUCCUUAAUAAAAGUAAUCUAUGAAGUGCAUAAGUGAUAGAUAAAGCAAAUGAAUCGCUCAAUGAAAACUUUAUGAAAUAGUAAAAUUAAUUGAAAAAUAUUAAGAAAGAAAUUAUAUACACACAAAUAUAUAUAAAUGAAAAUGGAACAACUAGUACGAACGGAAGAGUUUUUGAGAGUCAAAAUUGGUGAAGCAAAAAACCUUGCCGGUCGUGCCAAUACAUCAUCAACAACAAAAGAUGUGUAUUGUACAGUUGCAUUAGAUCAGGAGGAAAUCUGUCGAACACAAUCACAAAGGAAUCAAGCUCCAUUCUUUGGAGAGGAGUUUUCUUUUGAGAUACCAAGAAAAUUUCGCUAUUUAUCCGUUUAUGUACUAGAACGUGAUCGACAUUUAAAGCAGGAUAAGGCGAUAGGAAAGAUAGCAAUAAGACGCGGUGAUUUACAUUUAUAUAAUCAUAAGGAUCAUUGGUUUCCACUGCGACCAGUCGAUGAUGAUUCCGAAGUUCAGGGUAUGGCACAAAUAGAAGUUAAAAUCAUCGACUCAGAUGAUGAUCAUAGUAAAGAAAAUUUUAAAUCGACGAGUAAUAAUUACACGACGACAACAAUCUUAUCACCUGCCACAAAUCAUCAAACGUCAAAUCAUAAAGCACCAAAACUCCUUCAUUCCACACACACAUCAUCACUUGUUCAGAGAUCGAGUAGUCAACAAGAUGUGAGCCUAAAGCAACAGGGCAAUUUCCUCAGAGUUCCUUACACAAACUCCUUUCAUCAGAAUCAAAGGAUUCAAGUACGACUGAAAGCAUGUUCGGAUCUAACAAAAAAGAACAAUCAAUGUGAUCCAUAUGCAACUAUAACGGCACUUUAUACAAAUAAACGUAAAAUAACAAGACGAACGAAAGUACGAAAGAAAACGAUACAUCCAACAUUCGAUGAAGUAGUUGAAUUUAAUCUUUAUGAUUUUACGCACGGAAGUGGAUCACAUGGUACAAGUGACAGUAAGAUUUAUACAGUGACGCCAUUCGGCGGUAAUGAUUUGUGUGAGAUUGUUGUGCAGCUAUGGCAUUCAGCUGGUAUGGCUGAAGAUAAUUUCCUCGGUGAAGUAAGACUGCCAGCACGAGGCAAACAAGAGCUACAAUAUCUUCAACAAUCAGCAUGGUAUUUUUUACUUCCACGUUCGAGUCAAUCGAGACCUGCAAAAUCAUGCGCAACGCCGCCUGGUACACGACUUAGCUGUGAAAAUUCAUUAGGCUCAUUGAGACUUAAACUUCAUUAUCAAGCAGAUCAUGUAUUUCCAUUAGCAAAUUACGAUCAAUUAUUGAAUCUCCUCAUACAGAGUGUAGAGCAACGUCCAAUCACAACAUCUGCCGUCUAUUUAUUAGGUGAAAUGGUUGCGAAUAAGCAAGAAAUUGCACAGCCACUUGUGAGAUUAUUUACGCACAAUAAGCGAAUUGUGGAUAUAAUUCAGCGACUAGCAGAAUAUGAGAUAUGUAAAUUAACCGAUCCAACGACGAUAUUUCGUGGCAAUACACUCGUCUCGAAAAUGAUGGAUGAGGCGAUGAAAUUAAGUGGUCUUCAUUAUCUUCACUCAACCCUAAGGCCAAUCGUUGAGCUCAUUUUACAUGAGAAAAAGUGCUGUGAAAUUGAUCCGGCGCGAAUAAAUCGAGAAAAAACGUCAAUUGAACAGAAUCUUAAUAAUUUACAUGACUAUGUUGAGAAGGUGUUUGACGCCAUCAUCAGAAGUGCAAAUAAGUGUCCACGUGUUCUCUGCGAUAUUUUCUACAAUAUGCGUGAGAGUGCGACGAAAUAUUUUCCACAGAAUAAAGAGGUUCGAUACAGCGUGGUAUCUGGCUUCAUCUUUUUACGAUUUUUCGCACCAGCAAUCCUCGGACCAAAAUUAUUCGAUCUAACUGCCGAGCCAUUGGACUCACAAACAAAUCGAACGCUUACGUUAAUCUCAAAAACAAUACAAUCACUGGGGAAUCUAGUGAGCUCACGAUCAGCGCAACAACACGCAAAAGAGGAAUUUACUGUCGAGUUAUAUAAGAAAUUCUGCACCGAGAAGCAUGUCGAGGCAGUCAAACGUUUUCUUGAUGUCAUUUCUUGUUCGACAAAAGACUCACGCGAUGUCGAGGCAUGUGGACAUGAACCGAUAUUAUUGAAGGACGGGAUGAUGACGAAACAUGCACAAAAUAGAAAACGUUUUGGACGGCGGAAUUUUAAGCAGCGCUACUUCCGAUUAACCACUCAUACACUUAGUUAUGCUAAAGCAAAAGGCAAACGACCAAUCUGUGAUAUUCCGCUAACGGAACUUGCUGCCGUUGAGAGGCUUGAGGAGAAGAGUUUUAAACUACAAAAUAUUUUUCGGAUCACGCGUAAGGAUCGACCGUUGUACAUUCAAACCGCAAAUUGUGUUGAGGAGAAGAAGUGGGUGGACCUAUUAAGUAAAAUUUGUGAGAAUAACAAACGAAGACUUGAUACUUUCCAUCCAUGCGCUUUCAUUAAUGGUGAAUGGACGUGCUGUAACGAAAGAGAUCAGAAUGCAAAUGGAUGUAAAGCGGUUGACGAAACACCGUUAGAAGUUGAUCUUGUGACGCAAUUAGAUCCAGCUCGUGAUUUACAACGUCUUCAUUCAUUAAUUAUCGGCAAUAUGAAUGUUAUGACGAAAUUCUUCGAUACAAAUAUGCCAAAAAAUGAGGAGACGGAAUUUACACGUCAAACACUCCGAAGGCUCAGUGAAGAGGCGCUGAAACUCGAUCAAAUUCAACGUAAUCAUAGAAAUAAGCAACUUAAGGAUCUUAAAGUCGGCAGUAAACAAGAGCCGAUUGGCGAUGACAAUUACAUUCGUGGUGUGAGCUCAUCGAAUUUAAAUUCGGGUUCAUCAACAACUCCACGUCCUGUGACUACAACAAAUCAACACUUUGAUCUUCCACCAACUCUCUUUCAACGUGGACAUUUUCUACGCAAUUCCGAUGGAUUUUCGCAUUUCUAACAGCCACUGUUGUGCUCUUGCUUGGUAUGACGUUCCAUUAUGUGACACACGAUAGAUUUGAAUUACACGAAAUGGUGAAGAAGAACUGACGACUGAAUUGCGACGACAAACACUUCAAAUUUUGAAUUAUUUUCGAAUCGACACACGAUGAAAUAAGAUGAAUGAUGAAGAUGAUUAUGUUGAACAAUAGUCGCACUGAAUGAUGAAAGCGAUCAGAUCAUGAUAAUGAUGAGUGUGUGUGCAUGUUGAAUUCCACUUUUGUUUGUGGAAUUUAAACAUUUUUAUACUACUUUCAAACAAAAAAAAAUGAACUAUGAUGAUGAAACUCUUGAGACUAAAAAAAAAAAAAUUGAUACAAAAAUUGUAUGUUGUGUAAAAUUGUGUCUAUUUUUAAGAUAAAUUUUAGAGAGAAAAGAAGAAAGAAAAUGCAAAAAAAAAUAUUUAUGAAAAAAAAAAAAAGUAUCGUCUGAGGGGGGUUGACACCCCUUUUUGGCUAUUCUCCUCCUUAAUUUUCUUUCUUUUUUUUGUAAUUUUUGUAAUUAUUGAAUUUAGAUUCUUUUUGUUCGUUAUUAUUUUGUAAUAAUUUUCCCGUGGAAAAUUUCCUUUUUCUAGAAAAUAAUUUAAAAUAUUUUUUUUAAAAAUGAAAAAUGUUUUUUAAUUAGUUGAUAUAUGAUGUAUUAUAUUAAGUGAAUAAUUGUAUAGUAAAAAAAAAGAUUGGAUAAGAACUUACAAAAUAGAUGAUAAGUAAACGACAGACAAAUUAAAAUUAAUAAAAAAAAUGAAUAGCAAUAUGAACUUUUAAAAAGCUGAA
Molecule: messenger RNA, 4041 nt
Organism: Chironomus riparius
Lineage: Eukaryota; Metazoa; Arthropoda; Insecta; Diptera; Chironomidae
Source: the annotation of a GenBank genome assembly